Molecule: messenger RNA, 504 nt
Organism: Eruca vesicaria subsp. sativa (arugula)
Lineage: Eukaryota; Viridiplantae; Streptophyta; Magnoliopsida; Brassicales; Brassicaceae
Source: the annotation of a GenBank genome assembly
AUGCGUGUCAUAGGUGGGAAUAAGGGUGUUGAGUGUCAGGAUCUGACUCCGGUUCGCCAGAAAGCUGAUUGCUCUAUGGAUCAAACGAAUGAGAGCUCACCGAGGAUACAACUUUCUGAGCCUACUACUGAGGUGUUUCCAGAGACUUCUAAUGGAAAGUGGGCCACAACACCUUGUAUGGGGCACAAGAAUGGUAACUCUGAUGUUAAUCGUGAGGAUACUCUAGAGAUCAUUGGUUCUCUUUCUCGAUUAAGUCCUUUACUUGGAAUUGAGGAGGAGGGGGUGGAUGAAGAUGAGGAGGAAGAAAAAGACAUAGAAGAAGCUGAGAUUACUGAUGAAAGGGAAGAGGAUAAGAAGACACAAAAGGCGUCAAAUAUCCUUAGGGGGACACAGCCUUAUAUGGGUGGAGGAAGCAAGAAUAACAAGAAGAAAGUGGUUAUGUCUAAGGACCUCAAGUUUGCGGGGAUGUCAGGCGUUUCUAGAAAGCCUUCCAGUAGGAAGUAA